UGGGGAAGCGGCGGUGUCUUCGAGGAAACCGGAAGCCCGUGGUGACCUCUGGCGACCCGGUUUGUUUUCCGUCCGUUUCCAAACACUGGGGAAUCGAAACUCGGCGGCCCUGGGGGCGGCCUACGUAGCCUGUCUUCGGGUGUUUUUCAGGAACAUAACUCUCAGAUGGGGAAGUAAUGCUGUGCCUAACAGCAAAAGUAGAUGUACAAAGCAACUGUCAUGGAUGCACUGGUAGAAGAUGAUAUCUGCAUUCUGAAUCAUGAAAAAGCACAUAGGAGAGACACAGUGACUCCAAUCUCAAUAUAUUCAGGAGAUGAAUCUGUUGCUUCACAUUUUGCCCUUGUCACUGCAUAUGAAGACAUCAAAAAACGACUUAAGGAUUCAGAGAAAGAGAACUCUUUCUUAAAGAAAAGAAUAAGAUUUUUGGAAGAAAAGCUUAUAGGAGCUCGAUUAGAUGAAGAAACAAGUUCUGUGGGACGUGAACAAGUAAAUAAAGCCUACCAUGCAUAUCGAGAGGUUUGCAUUGAUAGAGAUAAUUUGAAAAGCAAAUUGGAUAAAAUGAAUAAAGACAACUCUGAAUCUUUGAAAGUAUUGAAUGAACAGCUACAAUCUAAAGAAGUAGAACUCCUCCAGCUAAGGACAGAGGUGGAAACUCAGCAGGUGAUGAGGAAUUUAAAUCCACCUUCAUCAAACUGGGAGGUGGAAAAGUUGAGCUGUGACCUGAAGAUCCAUGGUUUGGAACAAGAGCUGGAACUGAUGAGGAAAGAAUGUAGUGACCUCAAAAUACAGCUACAAAAAGCCAAACAAACGGAUCCAUCUCAGGAAGACAAUCUGAAGAGCAGUGAUCUCCAAAGACUGAGCAUUUCAAGUGAUAAUAUGCAAAAUGCAUACUGGGAACUGAAGAGAGAAAUGUCUAAUUUACAUUUGGUGACUCAAGUACAAGCUGAACUACUAAGAAAACUGAAAACCCCAACUACAAUCAAGAAAGCCUGUGCCCCAGUAGGAUGCAUGGAAGACCUUGGGAGAGACAGCACAAAACUGCACUUGGCGAAUUUUACUGCAACAUACAAAAGACAUUCCCCCCUCUCACCAAAUGGCAAAACUGUUUGCCAUACCACAUCUUCCCCUUUACCCGGAGAUAUAAAGGUUUUAUCAGAGAAAGCAAUUCUCCAAUCAUGGACAGAUAAUGAGCGAUCCAUUCUUCAUGAUGGUACUAACUUUCAGGAACACAACUCUUAUGGCAGAAAUUCUCUGGAAGAUAAUUCUUGGGUAUUCCCAAGCCCUCCUAAAUCAAGUGAGACAGCAUUUGGGGAAACUAAAAAUAAAACUUUGCCUUUACCCAACCUGCCACCACUGCAUUACUUGGAUCAACAUAAUCAAAACUGUCUUUAUAAGAAUUAAUUCUGAAGAGAUUCAUGAUCUGGUCAUGAGGUUACUGUAUCUCCCUCAGUGACACUCUCAAAAAUUAUUUAAACUGAAAGCAGAUUUUGAUUAAACUUUUGCAGAGUUCUUCGGUAUAUACAUUUGCACAUACUGUUCCACAUUAUGUAGCUGAUUUUCCAGUAUGAAAGAGCACCCUCCAGCUCCAUGUUCCAGCUAAGAAUCAGACAUAUGCUACUUAUUAAUAAACUUAAGGUGUUUCAAAGAGACAGUUCUACCUUUGAUAGUAAUUGUAAAUAACAGCCUCUCACAUAAAGAAUGGAAUUAAAAUUUCUUAGACAUGGUUUUAUAAAGCAUGUGAAAUGCCUAAAUAUCCAUUCAUAAAAAUAAGAGGCCAUUAAUAUCUGAGAAAAAUUGUAAGUUGCUUUGAGUUGCAAACAAGAGCAAAUGGCAAAAUGAAUAGGUUAUGUUUCUAUUGACUUUAUAUUGCAUAAAGAUGAAGAGUGUUAUAGUUGAAUAGUAGUUAUCUCUUACAGGUUAUUCCAUCUCCAUAUGCUUAUUGUGUUUCAAAGUUUAAGACUUAAAAAAUUUUUUUUAAUCACAGUGUUAAUACUUGAAAUAACCUAAUCAUUGAAGCCAACUUUGUCCUGUACAUCCCUCAACUCCUAACUGAAAAAAGUAAUGAAAUAGUUGAAAAACUAUGUGGUGUGUAAACUAUUAUAAUUCUGUAGUAGUCAAUGAGAAGUAUAAAGAGCACCACAAAGGUUUCAGUCUAAAUCUGUGCCUUCAGUGGUCCAUAAUGAAAAUCUAAGUAUGUAACUGGAUCAGGUAAUUUUCUUCAAAGAGUCUAUACCUGCUUGUUAAUGUAGAGCAACUUAUAAAUUGUUAGUUUUUUUGAAAUGUAACAUUUUACUCAUUGAGCUAGUGAUUUUUUCAUUAACCAAAUUAGGAAUUAUAAUUCUGUAAACCAAAUUCUGUGCUGUAUUGAUAUAGUACAAUCAUGAAAUGUCCCGACUUUUUGAUUCUAAGUGGCCUAUCAUUUAUAAACAAGGAUAUAACAAGGAUGGCUUCACAUGGAAAUCUAUCUAAAUUCUUGCAGGGUGGUAGUAUUAACAUAUUAGUAAUAUAAUGUAUUAGUUGGCUUACACAUCUUUUGCCUGAGAUAAAGUGUUUCAUGUAGGAGGCCUUUAUCCUUUUUGAUAGACAGUUUCAAAUACCUUGAACUCAAAAGAA
Mirounga angustirostris (Northern elephant seal) is the source of this 2613-nucleotide messenger RNA. RefSeq names its product 5-azacytidine induced 2 (gene AZI2). Gene Ontology annotation, cellular component: cytoplasm. Lineage: Eukaryota; Metazoa; Chordata; Mammalia; Carnivora; Phocidae. Bases 202 to 1401 code for a protein of 399 amino acids. Gene Ontology annotation, biological process: canonical NF-kappaB signal transduction. The record is from RefSeq and is a predicted model, not a curated record. The transcript is spliced from 9 exons.